This is a messenger RNA of Hyalella azteca, 3067 nucleotides long. RefSeq names its product kinesin heavy chain. The coding region runs from base 1 to 2901 and encodes 966 amino acids. NCBI's taxonomy places the organism in Eukaryota, Metazoa, Arthropoda, Malacostraca, Amphipoda, Hyalellidae. The record is from RefSeq and is a predicted model, not a curated record. Gene Ontology annotation, biological process: microtubule-based movement. Gene Ontology annotation, molecular function: ATP binding; microtubule binding; microtubule motor activity. The transcript is spliced from 22 exons.
AUGGGAGGAGAGAAGGACCUAGAGACGAACAGCCUGCCUCAGCAGGAGGACAGCAUCCGCGUCAUCUGCCGCUUCAGGCCUCUCAACAAGUCAGAGGAGGCCGCUGGCAGCAAGUACAUCGCAACCUUCCCCUCCAAGAAGGGACAGGACGACCCUACCGUCAGUCUUGGCCUCGAGGGCCUGCAAGACAGCCGCUGGUCUGGCGCCCCUAGUAUUGAUUCUAACCGCUGCUGCUGCUGCCACCACGCAGAUGUGCUGGGCGGCUAUAACGGUACCAUCUUCGCGUACGGCCAGACCUCGUCAGGCAAGACCCACACCAUGGAGGGCAAACUCGGCGACGUCGCACUCCAAGGCAUCAUCCCGAGGAUCGUACACGACAUCUUCAACCACAUCUACAACAUGGAGGAGUCGCUGGAGUUCCACAUCAAGGUCUCCUACUUCGAGAUCUACAUGGACAAAAUCCGCGACUUGUUGGACAUCUCGAAGGUUAACCUGUCGGUGCACGAGGACAAGAACCGGGUGCCCUUCGUGAAGGGCGCGACGGAGCGGUUCGUGUCUUCCCCUGAGGAGGUCUUCGAGGUCAUCGAGCUGGGCAAGAACAACCGACACAUCGCUGUCACUAACAUGAACGAGCACAGCUCUCGGUCUCACAGCGUCUUCCUGAUCCAAGUCAAGCAAGAGAACAUCGAGACGCAAAAGAAACUCGUAGGCAAACUUUACCUCGUCGACUUGGCCGGCUCGGAAAAAGUGAGCAAGACUGGGGCGGAGGGGACUGUGCUGGACGAGGCGAAGAACAUCAACAAGUCCUUGUCGGCGCUCGGUAACGUCAUCGCCGCGCUCGCCGAUGCCAAGGGCCACGUGCCGUACAGGGACUCGAAGCUGACGCGUAUCCUGCAGGAGUCGCUGGGAGGGAACGCCCGCACCACCAUCGUCAUCUGCUGCUCCCCGGCCUCCUACAACGAGGCCGAGACGCGAUCCACUCUCGACUUCGGUAAACGCGCCAAGACCAUCAAGAACUGCGUGCAGGUCAACGAGGAGCUCACCGCUGAGGAGUGGAAGCGACGAUGGUCCAAAGAGAGGGAGAAGGUAACGAAACUGAAGAGCCAACUGGAGGUGAUGGAGGCCGAGCUGUACCGCUGGAGACGUGGCGAGAAGGUGGAGACCAGGGAACAGGUCGCCAUCGAAAUGGAGCGCUCCAUGGUCGAGAACCCGCAAAAAGACUUGGCGGACAACCGCCUGAGCGUGAGCGAGGCUCUGGCGGAGGUGGGGCCUGUGGCGGCGAAUGUGAAGGCCGCGUGGGAGCGCAACUUGGCCGCCCUCUACGCUCAGAUGGACGAGAAGGACGAAGAGAUCAACCAGCACAGCCAGAUGGUCGAGAAACUCAAGGAGCAGAUGAUGGAACAGGAGGAGCUGAUCGGCAGCACGCGGCGGGACUACGAGGUGCUGCAGUCCGAGAUGACGCGCAUCCAGGCCGAGAACGACGCCGCCAAGGAUGAGGUCAAGGAGGUCCUCCAGGCGCUCGAGGAGCUCGCUCUCAACUACGACCAGAAGAGCCAGGAGGUCGAGAUCAAGUGUAAAGAAAAUGAAUCUCUCAGUGAUGAGCUCUCGCAGAAACUCGGCAACCUGUCGGAGAUGAACGCAGAGCUGCAGCAGAUGAGGGAGUCGACGAGUGCCAGCAAGCGCCGCAUCACCGAGAUGCUCACGAAGCUGCUGGCCGACCUGGGCGAGGUGGGCUCUGUCAUCGGCGGCUCGGCCACAGACACCAACUCCCUCAACGCGACAGACCCGACCAAGAUAGAGGAGGAGUUUACCGUGGCGCGCCUCUACGUCUCGAAGAUGAAGAGCGAAGUGCGCAACCUGGUCCAGCGCUGCUCUACGCUCGAGAACUUCCAGGGAGACUGCAAUAAGAAGCUGGACGACUACGAGCGCGAGGUGAGCGAGUGUCGUCUGCUGAUCUCGCAGCACCAGGCCAAGAUGGCGUCCCUGCAAGACGCCCUCAAAUCCAACGAAGACCAAAAAAGGACACUUGAGGAGCAGGUGGAUGAGCUGAACGCUGAAGCAGCAGAACUGAAGGCGGCCGUUGAGCUGAGUGCAGCGGCGGGCGGUGUAGGCAACGCUGAGCUCUUCGAGAAGAAGCUGGAGAGUCAGCGCGAGGCUCACCAUAAGCAGCUCGUUCAGCUCAGGGAGGACAUCGCUGACAAGCAGCACAAGAUCGACCAACUCAAGGAUGAGAACCAACAGCUGAGUCUGGAGCUGCGUCAGCUCCGCGCUGAGUACGAUCGACUGCGAGCUGAGGAAGCUGAGAAGACGGCUAAGCUGCAUGACCUCAUGCUGCAGAGCGAGAGACGUGAACAGGCCCACCACGACCUGAAGGGUCUAGAAGACACCGUACAGCGCGAGCUGCAGACCCUGCACAACCUCAGGAAGGCCUUCGUGGCAGACCUUCUCACCAGGAUGAAGAAGCAAGCCAGCGGGGAUGAGGACGACAUGUCGCUAGGAACACCGGCCCAGCGUCAGAAGAUCAACUUCCUGGAGAACAACCUGGACCAGCUCACGAAGGUCCACAAGCAGCUGGUGCGCGACAACGCUGAACUGCGCUGCGAGCUGCCCAAGCUCGAGAAGCGUCUGCGCGCUACGGCGGAGCGCGUCAAGGCGCUGGAGACGGCGCUGAAGGAGGCGAAGGAGGGAGCGAUGCGGGACAGGAAGCGCUACCAGUACGAGGUGGACCGUAUCAAGGAGGCCGUGCGCCAGAAGAACCUCAGCCGCCGGGGCCACGGCGCCCACAUCGCGAAGCCCAUCCGCGCGGGCAGCGGCCCGGCGAGCCUCCUGUCGCGGCCCGGGGCGCUGGGCGGCAUGGCGGCCUCAGUGCCUGCGCCCCCCACACUGCUCACAAUGAGCUAAGCUGCCGGCUUAGCAAGCAUCUGUGGCGACUGAGAAGGCUUGAUCUUCGUACGUCUGCAGGCAGUUUGAUAUUUCCUUCUGUACAGCAAACUUCAUCCUGAGCCUCAUUCGCUAUUCGGCUCUUUAGAUUUAAAUUGAAUUUUAAUAAUUUAUUUGAUGAUAAUUA